AUGGCGGGUCAGUGCUCCAAUGAAGGCUCCAGUACUGGAAAUAUUUUAGCAGAAUGUUCAGAUUCAACUGUUCAGCUCAAUAUCAAGACUCUAGAUUCCCGCAUCUACAGUUUUCAAGUGGACAAAAAUAUGCCUGUUUCAUUGUUCAAAGAGAAAAUUGCAAGUGAAAUUGGUGUUCCUGUUAGUCAGCAACGACUGAUAUUUAGAGGAAAAGUUUUAAAGGAUGAGCACGUUCUUUCUGAGUAUCAUAUUGAGAAUGGGGAUACAUUGCAUUUAGUUGAAAGACAACCAAAUCAGUCACAGGCUUCUGGUACAAGUGCUGAUGAGUCAACUGGUACAAGUGGUAACAGAGGAAAUGAUGUGGGCUCAGGGGCUCCUCGUAAUCGAGUUGGGCAAAUUUCACACAGUGUUGUUCUUGGAACAUUUAACGUGGGAGAGCAAGGUGAAGGAAUUGUUCAUGAUCUCACUCGGGUUAUUGGACAUGUUUUAAAUUCUAUUGGAAACGGUGGCCAGAGUACAAUUAAUGGUCCUAAUGCUAUGCAAACUUCUUCAAUCAUGAUGCGAUAUCAUGUUGUGGUUCGUGUUGUGUAUCAGGCUCAUCCCGGGAAUGAAACUGAAGGAAUGCAUGCUGGAAAUCAAAACCCAGCAGGAAACCAGGCACCAUCUGGACAGACAUUUCAUGGUCCGACAUUCCAAUCUGUAUCUCAUGUUGUUCAGAUCCCUGUGGCGGCAGGGGCCAUACCCCUCCCAUCUCUCAAUGCACCAAUUCCUGAUUCAUUGAACACACUGUUGGAGUUUAUGAAUCGCAUGGAACAGACACUGACACAAAAUGGUCACCAGUCAAAUCUUUCACCAGCUAACACUGGAGAUCAGCGAGUGGAAUUGCCUAUUAAUUCACAAGGGUUGCCAACACUGGAAGCAUUAAUUACUGUCUUGCAUCAUGCAGAACGGUUACUUGGUGGUCAAGCUGUUGCUGCACUAUCUCAUAUUGCAGGGCGCUUGGAAAGAGAAGGAGGUUCUGCUGAUCCACGUAUAAGGGGUCAGGUACAGUCAGAGUCAGUGCAAAUAGGACUUGCUAUGCAGCAUUUGGGUGCACUUCUACUUGAACUUGGCCGGACUAUGUUGACACUGCGUAUGGGACAAGCUUCUGCAGAAGCGGUUGUUAAUGCUGGACCAGCUGUUUACAUUUCUCCAUCAGGACCAAAUCCUAUAAUGGCUCAGCUAAGUUUAUUAAAACUUAAUAAACAAUAUGUUGUUGAUACUCUGGAACUGGAGCUGUAA
This is a messenger RNA of Sphenostylis stenocarpa, 1281 nucleotides long. The record is from the annotation of a GenBank genome assembly. Lineage: Eukaryota; Viridiplantae; Streptophyta; Magnoliopsida; Fabales; Fabaceae.